GUACAAUAAAAAGUGAAUCAGUGGGUGAUCAGUAGAUUUCAAUUUACUUUGACAUAUCAAGGCGAUUUAAUAUUUCAUGUUUUUUUUCCAAAAAGUUAGGAAUUUUUUUGAAAAUGCUCCGAACUGCGUUCAUCCUACUUUUUGUGGCUCUUUGUGCUCAGGAGUUUACGAGCGUUGCUGGUCAGAGAGCGACCACUAAAAGGGCUCCAACUAGAGCGACAACGAAAAGGCCAAAUUGGGGUCAAAACGGGCAGCAGGGUCAAGCUGGUCAAUCUGGACAACAAGGUCAAGCUGGUCAAUCUGGACAACAAGGUCAAGCUGGUCAAUCUGGACAACAAGGUCAAGCUGGUCAAUCUGGACAACAAGGUCGAGCUGGUCAAUCUGGACAACAAGGUCAAGCUGGUCAAUCUGGACAACAAGGUCAAGCUGGUCAAUCUGGACAACAAGGUCAAGACGGACAGCAGGGUCAAGCCGGUCAAUCUGGUAGACAAUCCACCACGUCUCCUCGCCCUAUACAGGCGUCAACCUUGACAGCCCAAGGGUAACUCAUUAAUCUUAAUUGUUUUUCCAGUCUUACCUAAAAUGGUGAAAUCAAGUUAUAAAAAUCCAGGCUUUUGUUCCACAAAGCUAACAAUAAAUAUAAAAUCGGCAAAUAAAUAUUCCAACUCGUGCAA
This is a messenger RNA of Folsomia candida, 674 nucleotides long. Its product is annotated as cuticle collagen 39. The record is from RefSeq and is a predicted model, not a curated record. Lineage: Eukaryota; Metazoa; Arthropoda; Collembola; Entomobryomorpha; Isotomidae. Bases 114 to 545 code for a protein of 143 amino acids. The transcript is spliced from 2 exons.